Molecule: messenger RNA, 2033 nt
Organism: Exophiala viscosa
Lineage: Eukaryota; Fungi; Ascomycota; Eurotiomycetes; Chaetothyriales; Herpotrichiellaceae
Exons: 4
Coding region: 276-2033 (585 amino acids)
Molecular function (GO): flavin adenine dinucleotide binding; NADP binding
Source: RefSeq, a predicted model, not a curated record
GGCUGAAUGAUUGGUUAUGGGGGCCAUGCAAGGCUAUGACCUCAAGUCAUUCGACCCCCUUUGAAUUCCAGAACACGAGUCAUAGACGGCAACGACCCAUGCACCUCGGCACACUCCAAAGACACUGGAGAUGCACGAGUCACCGGGCACCUGGUCUUCGAGGAUCCGCCAAUUAGACUUGCUGGGGCCGUCUAGAUGUACUUGUAUUACCGCGAUCGGUCUGUCUUUUCUUGAAGUCACAAAGUCCCAGAAUCACCCACAGAGCAGCACAUACAAUGGCCGACUUCAUGGUUCCUUCACUUGCUACACCUGACUUGAAGAGGCGUGCGAAUGCACCCAUUCAUUCAGAGCGCAGAAUCAAGAUCAUAUGCAUUGGUGCUGGAGCAUCUGGUCUUCUCUUCGCAUACAAGCUCCAACGAAGCUUUCGGAAUUUUGAAUUGACGAUAUACGAAAAGAACGAGGAAGUCGCCGGCACAUGGUGGGAGAAUAAAUAUCCAGGGUGUGCAUGUGAUGUCCCAUCGCAUAACUAUACUUGGUCGUUUGAGCCAAAGUUGGACUGGUCUGCAGUGUAUGCAGGUAGUGGCGAAAUCUUCAACUAUUUCGACACGUUCUCGCGGAAACAUGGCCUACGAAGAUAUUGCAAAACCCGCCAGCAAGUCGUGAAGGCCACCUGGGACAGUGCCAAAGGUGGAUAUCACGUGGGAGUCCACGACUUGGCUAACAACACACACCAUGAGGACUACUGUGACAUUCUCAUCAACGCCGGAGGUAUUCUGAAUGCGUGGCGAUGGCCGGCAAUUCCAGGUCUUGAUAAGUACAAGGGAACUCUUCUACACACCGCCAACUACGAUACUUCUGUUGAUCUCACUGGAAAGCAUGUUGGACUCAUUGGAAAUGGAUCAUCUGGCAUCCAGGUUCUACCAACAGUUCAGCCACAUGUCAAGAAGCUCACAACAUUCAUCCGAGAGCCUACCUACGUCUCCCCAGUGCAAGGCCUUGAACAGCAUGUUUUCACGCCACAAGAACUUCAUGAUUUUGCACACAAGCCCGGUGCGCUGCUUGAAUACCGCAAGAAUGUCGAAACUGGAUUGAACGGACAAUUUAGUCUUUUCUUGAAGGGCACGAGAACUCAGAACGAUACUCGAGCAUACAUGAUCGAGCAAAUGAAACAAAAGCUCAACAACAAAUUCCUAGAAGAGAAGCUGAUUCCAGACUGGUCGCUGGGAUGCCGACGGCUCACUCCUGGUGUCAAUUAUCUAGAGAGCCUGACGAAGGAGAAUGUCUCUGUGGUGUACGGAGAGAUCAAAGAAAUCACAGAGAAUGGUUGCCUGUGCGACGACGGUAACGAGUACGCAGUAGACGUACUGAUCUGCGCGACUGGCUUCGACACCACAUUCAAACCACGCUUUCCCUUGAUCGGCCCUUCAGGUGAUAAUUUACAAGACGUCUGGGCCAAAGAACCGACAUCAUAUCUCGGAGUUGCAGCACCAGAUUUCCCCAACUACCUGAUUUUCUUAGGGCCCAAUUGUCCUAUCGGCAACGGACCGGUGCUGUCGGCCAUCGAGUACCAGGCUGACUGGAUGAUGCGCAUAAUCGACCGAUACCAAGUACACAACAUCAAGAGCUUUGCGCCCACGACCGAAGCCGUGAGUGACUUCAUCAAGUACAAAGAUGAGUACAUGAAGGAGACUGUCUGGGCAGAUCCAUGCCGAAGCUGGUACAAGGCUAAUCAGGCUGAUGCUCCUGUGACAGCCCUUUGGCCUGGCUCGACCCUGCACUACAUCGAGGCUUUGGGUGAGGUUCGAUGGGAGGAUUUCAAGGUCGAGUAUAACGGCAACAGGUUCGCCUGGCUAGGGAAUGGCUACAGUCAAACAGAAUUGGACCAGACGGCGGACUGGGCCUAUUAUGUCCGAGACCAUGACGAUGGCGAGUACUUCAGCCGUGGCAAAAAGAGGGAGAUCAUGACCAAGUCAGGUACCUGUUCGCACGACGCGGGCGGUGUUGAUUUUACAGGUAGACAGGAGAGGCUUUAG